UGGUGUACUUCCUCCGCAUAUGUUCACGAUGCUGCAGCUGCUGACAUUCUUGGAGGAGAAGGUCUCCCUUCUUUUCAAGUUCAAACUCUUUGACUCCAGCUGGUUAGAAAGCCGGCAGCGGGAGCGCGCUGAGCGACGCACUCCAUCGCCACCCCUUCGCAGGGGAGACGUGCUAGAGGUUCCCAGAUCCAUCUUCACUCACUUCGGCAUCUAUUUAGGCGACAACAAAGUAGCCCACCUGAUUCCAGACAUCCUCCCCGUGCUCACGAGCAACGACAAGCUCAUCAGCUCUGUCAUCACAAACGAGAGGCUCAUCCUCGGCUGCAUAUACAGGUGUGCCAUGGUGCGCGUAGACACGCUGGAGGACUUCGCGUAUGGCGCCAGCAUCCUCGUGAACCAUGUUGAUAAGAUGAUGAAGACGCCACCUCUGCCCGACGUCGCCAAGAGAGCUGAAAAACUCAUAGGAGCCUUUCCGUACAGUUUACUGUGGAGUAACUGUGAACACUUCGUGACGUACUGCAGGUACGGAGCAGCAAGGAGCCGGCAAACAGAGCAGUUCUGUGAGGUUCUAAAAUCAAUCAUCAGGGACCAGCGCACUGUUAUCGUUUCCGGGCUGCUUGGAAUUAUCUCUGUUGUUUACUUUGGUAUAGCACCUUUAACUACAUUACCCACAAUUCUGAUUCCCUUCACUCUCUGGAUGGCUGGUUAAAAGAGCUCAAGGCAAGAAGCCAAUAAAGAAGAUGAACGUUUACUUGGCAAAACCUCCCUGAACACUGAACUCCAGCUUCAUGCUUUGUCACAGUUCUCUGAUUUCACUGGCCAACAGUGUUUGAUGUAUUAUGUUGUUACUGCAUCAUUAGUUUCUUAUUUUACUCUCAAAAUGUGGGGACUAAACUGAUUUCUUUAUUAGAAGAAUCGGUGAGUUAUUUUUGCUAACA
Molecule: messenger RNA, 938 nt
Organism: Pundamilia nyererei
Lineage: Eukaryota; Metazoa; Chordata; Actinopteri; Cichliformes; Cichlidae
Gene: lrata
Product: lecithin retinol acyltransferase a
Exons: 2
Coding region: 20-709 (229 amino acids)
Biological process (GO): vitamin A metabolic process; retinol metabolic process
Cellular component (GO): rough endoplasmic reticulum
Molecular function (GO): phosphatidylcholine-retinol O-acyltransferase activity
Source: RefSeq, a predicted model, not a curated record